AUGCCUGCUUGCCAACGUGUUCGUCGUUCUGCACGACUUAGAGCCAACGCUCGAGUGCACUCAAGGAGAAUGGAUCCUCAAGAAUCCACCUCCAAAGGACAACCCAAUGCCCCUCCAGAAGCCCCUGGACCCAGGAUGUCAAUUCAAUGGCAAAGCGAAAAUGCCCUCACUGAUGUCUUGGUGAACUACCUAACCACUCACCCCUCUGAUUGUAGGAUCUUGUUCUAUUCUGAUGGGAAGAAAAAGAUGUCUCCCAUUGAUGAUGGCCCCUCUGGCAGGGACAAAGGCGAUAUCCAUGGUGUCAUUGCCCACCUCAUUUUUGCCAAUCACAUCAAUCGCCAAUCGCAUCUCAGGAAGAAGAACAAGAGCCAAUUUACUGCCACAGGUGCUGGCAUUGUGCCUCUUGAUGGGGCAUCUGCACAAAAUCUACUAGAAAAAGUUCAUGCGGACCUUCCAUGGUACUCGGAUCUGGAUGCGAUCUGGCACAGCAAUCCCUCCAUGGCGGUGAAGACGCACUCGUCUAAGCCGGGUGUUGAUCAUGCAGGUGCCCUGUAUUCACUUAUCCAACCGCGUGGUGGGGCUGGUCCCUCCAUGCACUUUGGUGCCGCUGCUGGGGCUGGUUCCUCCAUGUCCUUUGGCGCCCCUGCUCAGUCAUCACUCCCCCCCUCCCCUGCAUACCCCCCCAGCACUCAGCCCUCCCCCAAUGCAUAUCCACUGCCCAGCACACACUUGCCCCCCAGCGCUUAUCCGCCCCCCAAUGCACAUCUGCCCCCCACCGCAUAUCCUCCCAACGCAUACCCCCUCCCAAAUCCAUAUCCUCCCAACGCAUACUCCCCCUACACUGGCAAUUCCCUGAUUGAUCCGCAGCUUCUCCAACCUCCUGCUCCCCCCGGUACCCCUCCUGUUCACCUUCCCGGCCUUAAUAAUUCCCCUGACAUCACUAUUCACGAUGAUUUUGGACCCACCGAUGAUAACGACUUGCAUCUGGAGAGUGCUGGCCCAUUUUCUGCCCCCCUCGACAGUGACGACAUGAUGGAUGAUGAUGCGGGCACCCCUGAGAGCCCCCCCCCCCAAGCCACAGGGAAGAAAUGCCAGCUCCUGACAUCCCCAUCUCCUCCUCCUGACCCCCCCCUACCCCGCAGACCUCCCUGCCAAACAGUGCGGGGGGCUGUCACAAAUCCCAAAUACGAACCAUUUUUCAUUUCUCGGUUUUCCUUUGGCUACUUCCAGUACCCAAGCCACUCAUGUGACUCCUCGUCAUAUAUCACCUGUUGCUUCUCCGAUUGGCUCCCCUACUCCACGGGCUAG
This is a messenger RNA of Suillus paluster, 1308 nucleotides long. RefSeq lists its product as uncharacterized. Lineage: Eukaryota; Fungi; Basidiomycota; Agaricomycetes; Boletales; Suillaceae. The record is from RefSeq and is a predicted model, not a curated record. Bases 1 to 1308 code for a protein of 435 amino acids. The transcript has 4 exons.